Messenger RNA from Saccoglossus kowalevskii, 838 nucleotides. Its product is annotated as GH3 domain-containing protein-like. The record is from RefSeq and is a predicted model, not a curated record. Gene Ontology annotation, cellular component: cytoplasm. Gene Ontology annotation, molecular function: acid-amino acid ligase activity. NCBI's taxonomy places the organism in Eukaryota, Metazoa, Hemichordata, Enteropneusta, Harrimaniidae.
AUGCAGAGAUUGAAGUAUAAUGCGGAGACUGAGUAUGGUCAAGAGUUUCAGUUCUCGGAGAUUAAAUCGCAAGAAGAUUUCAGGAAAUCUCAUCCUCUAACACGAUAUGGGCAUUAUAAAGCGUACAUAAAUAGAAUAGAAAAAGGUGAGGAAAAUAUUAUCACCAAGGACAGACCCAUAAAUUUGAGUUUGACUUCGGGGACAUCGGGCAACGCAUCAAUAUUACCGACCAUUAAAAAGCAAUACAGUGCAUUUUUUUUACAAGGAAUAUCAAUUUGUUUUGAUUCUCUGUUCAAGGCAUUUCCAGGUGCCAAGCAACUGCAGAAGGAUCUGAAGUUUUUCUAUUCUCCCAAACCACGUACAUCAGAAUCGGGUAUUCCCGUUGGUCCGAAUUCUUCUUCUCCUGCAAGUUCAAAGGCGCUGCUUAAUCUAUAUACAACGCCAAAGGCCGGCUUCAAUAUCAUGACUGAACCUGAAGCGUUGUACAUCCAUUUGCUUUUCGGUCUCAGAGAUCGCAAAUUAGGCAUGAUAGAGGCUAAUUUCUCAUCGAUCAUUUACAUGGGAUUUGUUGCUAUGGAAACACAGUGGCAGCAACUGGUAGAAGACGUACGGUUAGGUCGUAUCAAUCCUGAUUUGAAAAUUGAGGAUAGCACACGAAAGGAAUUGAACGCUUUGCUCAAGCCAGAUGCAAUGCGGGCUGACGAACUAAAGGUUGAGUUCCAGAAAGGGUUUGAUGGAAUCGUCAAAAGAGUUUGGCCACUUAUUAAUUUGAUUCUGACUGUUGAUACUGGUUCUUUUGAGCUAUACAGACAGGUGCUGGUUUCAUACUAUGCAAAAG